CAAUUCUUUUAGUUUCACGCGCACCCAUACGAAAAAGGUAUAUCAACGGUCCCAACGUCAAACCCGCGCAAUCGCCGGCUUCCAUGUCUUCCUCCGAACCGCCGGAACCGUUAUCCCUAUCCUCCACUGGUCUUUACAAUACCGCUAUCUCCUCCUUCUCCCUGCCAUCGCAAUCGUCACCAUCUCGUCCCCUCACCACUCCCCCUUCCUCCCUCUCCCACUCUAAACUCAUCCCCAAAACCCGCUUUAUAGUCGACGGUUUCAAAAACGCCGAUUCCAAUUUCUCCGUUUCAUACUUUCUCUCCCACUUCCACUCGGACCAUUACACAGGCCUCACGCCGCAAUGGUCCGAAGGCAUCAUCUAUUGCUCCUCCAUCACCGCUCGCCUCCUCCACCAAAUCCUCAAAAUUCCACAAGCCUUCAUUUUUCCGUUACCUCUAUCUCUACCCCUUUUUAUUGAUGGCUCGGAAGUUUCCCUUAUCGACGCCAAUCACUGCCCCGGUGCGGUUCAGUUCUUAUUUAAAGUCCCGGUGCAUAGUAAGAGUAGAGGUGAUGAUUAUGAUGAAGGUAAUAACAAUGUUAUUAAGUUUGAAAAAUAUGUUCAUACUGGUGAUUUUAAAUUUGCGGUGAGGACGAUGGAUUCAUUUGAUAUUCAUCUUGUUCCCUAUAGCGAGCAUUCAAACUACAACGAGCUCAGGGAGUAUGUGAAGUUUUUGAAGCCGAAGCGGGUUAUUCCCACUGUAGGUUCUGAUGUUGAGAAAAUUGGUAGCAAACAUGCUGAUGCAAUGCAGAAGCAUUUUGCUGGUUUGGUUGAUGAAAUGGCCAUCAAGCAAGAAUUUUUGAUGGGUUUCCUUCGCUGUGGGCCCCAGGAAGUGAAUCCAAAGAUUGAGAAAGAUCCUGCUUCUGCUUUGGACAAUUUCCCAGUGCAGGAGGAUGAGGGCACUUUGUCUGCUCCAAAUUGUUGCAAUGACAUUGAAGUGGUGGGUGACAUGAAAUCUUCAUUUCCUCAGCAUGAACUUGGUUCCCCUGAUUUAGUGCCCCUGAAAGAAAAAGAGAGAGAGAAAUCUGUUCAGGAACUUGAAGACUGCUUGCCCAGUUGGGUGCCUCGACGCCAGAUGUUGGAUUUACUUGGUGAUUCAGGUGGAGACGUUGUUGAAGCGGUUUCUAAUUUUUAUGAACAUGAAAUUGAAUUCCAUAAUCUGGCCCUAGCUUGUACAUCUGUCUCCGGUACUUUCCAAGCAAGUGCAGAACAUGAGCCUGCUUUGCCCUUUGAAUCACUUCCUGUUAAGAGUGUGCGUAUUGAUGCGGAAGUUUCUUGCACUCAGAGCUAUGUAUCAUCUGGCCCUGUAAAGUUAAAUAAGAGUGGAAUUUCUCCUGGAAAAAGAAAGAGAAAUCUUGAUAGCAAGGCAACAAAAAGAACAUGAACAAAUCCAAUCCAGUCCUCUGGUGGUUCAAAGCAGUAUACCAUAACAAGGUUCUUUGGUAAACAAAUGCCUGUUGUCUCUGAAGAUAGUAAAGUUGGAACAGCGUUUAAUCUAUGUAAUGAUGAUCAAAGUAGGUCUAUUGAUGAUGCUACUGAGCCAUACAAAGAAGAGGUGGAUCAGUUUAUUCAGGUUGUAAAUGCUGGUGAACAAUUAAGAAGCUAUGCAGCCACCAUCCUCGAGAAGGCUAAGGGAGACAUCAAUACGGCUCUUGAUAUAUAUUAUAGUGAUUAUACUGGUAUUGUCAAUGAGAAAAUAGGCAGGUUGCCAGAAAGCAAUGAAUUGAUUAAAUCUGAAUGUUCCAGUAGAAUUUGUUCCGACAAAAAUGCUGAUCUAUCACAAAGCGAUAAAGUGGGAAAUAAGUCUGGUAUUUCUUUCGCUGCCCAACCAACGGAUUCUGGGAAUUAUUUAUUACUACCUCCUGAGAGAUAUUCUCCAAUAGAGCACGCUUGCUGGAGGAAAGGACAGCCUGCUCCAUACAUACAUAUAGCACGGACUUUUGAUCUAGUUGAGGAUGAAAAGGGCAAACUAAAAGCUACAUCAAUGCUAUGCAAUAUGUUUAGGAGCUUGCUGGCCCUUUCACCUGAGGAUGUGCUGCCUGCUGUUUAUUUGUGCACAAAUAAGAUUGCUCCUGACCAUGAAAAUAUGGAACUGAAUAUUGGUGCAAGUAUUGUAGUUGCAGCCCUGGAAGAGGCAUGUGGGACAAACAGGUCUAAAAUAAGCAAUCUUUAUAACAGCCUUGGCGAUCUUGGUGAUGUUGCUCAACUUUGCCGGCAAACACAAUCACUACUUGCCCCCCCACCAGUUCUUACAAUUCAAGGAGUGUAUUCAGUUCUCCAAAAGAUAAGUGUGCAAACAGGUAGCGGCAGUACAAUCCGGAAGAAAAGUCUCAUUAUGAAUCUCAUGCGUUCAUGUCGAGAGAAGGAAAUGAAAUUCAUAGUCAGAACUUUGGUUAGAAAUUUAAGAAUUGGAGCUAUGAUGAGAACUGUACUUCCUGCAUUGGCUCAGGCUAUCGUGUUCAAUUCUGCUGAUACAGAAACUGGGUGUUUGAAGGAUCAUCUUCAGCGCCUAUCUGGAGCAGUAGUUGAAGCAUAUAAUGUACUUCCGAACUUGGAUUUACUUAUCCCUUGCCUAAUGAAAAUGGGGGUUAAGUUCUCUUCAUCAACCUUGUCAAUGGUUCCAGGCAUACCGAUCAAACCGAUGCUUGCAAAAAUUACUAAUGGAGCCUCUCAAGUAUUGAAGCUCUUCCAAAACAAGGCAUUUACAUGUGAAUACAAAUAUGAUGGCCAGCGAGCUCAAAUUCACAGAUUACCUGAUGGUUUGAUACAUGUUUUCUCGAGGAAUGGUGAUGAAACCACGUCAAAAUUCCCUGAUAUAAUAAACAUAAUUAAGGAGACAUGUCCUGGAGUAGUAACAUUUGUACUAGAUGCAGAGAUAGUUGCAAUUGAUAGGAAGAAUGGCUUGAAGCUCAUGUCAUUCCAAGAACUGUCUUCCAGGGAGAGAGGGAGUAAGGAUUCCCUGAUUGCUGUAGACAAAAUAAAGGUCGACAUAUGCCUCUUUAUCUUCGACAUCAUGUUGGCAAAUGGAGACAAGCUGCUGGAUUUACCCCUCCGUCAAAGACGAAAAUAUUUGAAGAACUUGUUUGGUGACGGGAAACCAGGCUAUUUAGAAUAUGCAAGAGAAAUGACAGUGGAAGCAGAAGAUUCUGAUGCAAACAACGAAGCCACAUUGAAUAAGAUGAACAACUUUCUUGAUGAUGCACUUCGUUCCUCCUGUGAAGGCAUAAUGGUUAAAACUCUUGAUGUAAAUGCUGGUUAUACUCCGUCAAAGCGUUCAGAUACGUGGUUGAAGGUCAAGAAAGAUUACAUUGAAGGAUUGAGUGAUUCCUUGGACUUGGUCCCUAUUGGUGCUUGGCAUGGAAAUGGAAGAAAAGCAGGAUGGUAUAGUCCAUUCCUAAUGGCCUGCUAUAAUCCUGAUACUGAAGAAUUCCAGAGUGUCUGCCGUGUCAUGUCUGGAUUUACCGAUGCUUUCUACACACAGAUGAAGGAGUUCUUCUCCGGGGACAAAAUCCUUUCUAAAAAACCACCAUAUUAUCGAACUGCUGAGGUGCCUGAUAUGUGGUUUUCUCCUCAACUUGUCUGGGAGAUAAAGGGUGCUGACCUCACAGUGUCACCGGUUCAUCAUGCUGCCAUUGGUUUAAUCCAUCCAUCUCGUGGUAUCUCAAUCAGAUUUCCGAGAUUUAUUCGCUCUGUCUUGGAUAGAAUCCCCGAGGAAUGUAGCACAUCUGCAGAUAUAGUUGACAUGUUCCAUUCUCAGACUAGGAAGAUGGAUGUGAGUGGCAAAGAGUGAGUACAGAAUGUAGUUUCAUGUAUGAAUGUCAUUUUACCAGCGUACAAUUUUUGAGAAGCAUCUAUUUCUUUCUCACCAUACUAUUUAUCUAUGGUAGUUUUGCUCGACUUUGAACUCU
Molecule: messenger RNA, 3948 nt
Organism: Olea europaea var. sylvestris
Lineage: Eukaryota; Viridiplantae; Streptophyta; Magnoliopsida; Lamiales; Oleaceae
Product: DNA ligase 6-like
Biological process (GO): DNA recombination; DNA biosynthetic process; DNA repair
Molecular function (GO): DNA binding; DNA ligase (ATP) activity; ATP binding
Source: RefSeq, a predicted model, not a curated record